AGAAAGAAUGCGUGCUUUCAUUAUAUUGGCCCUCGGCCUGGCGGUGGCUGCUGCCGGUCCUACAUCUCAGAGGAUUGUUGGGGGAUCUGUGACAUCGAUCGGUCAGUACCCUCAUGCUGUCGCUAUGCUUCUUUCACCAACCGGAUCUGGAUCAUUCUGGCAGGCUUGUGGUGGUGCUAUUUUAAAUAACAGAGCUAUCGCCACUGCUGCUCACUGUUUCAUUCAUCAUCCUUCCGCUACCCAAUGGCGUCUACGCGUUGGCUCUACAAACGCUAACAGCGGUGGUAUUGUCCAUACCACCAAUAGAAUCAUUAUUCAUCCCAACUACCAUAGACCAACCGCAGACAGUGACGUUGCAGUCGUAAGAAUCAAUGGCGUGUUUGAUUUUAACAACAACAACGUUCGUAAUGGGCGCUUCGCUAGCUCCAAUUACAACUUAGGCGAUAAUCAGGCAGUGUGGGCCAUCGGAUGGGGAUUUACUAGUUAUGGAGGUCGACCUUCUGAACAGCUUCGCCACGUUCAAGUUUUCACUAUUAACCAAGCUGUCUGCAGAAGCCGUUACGCUGAGUUAGGUCGCGCUAUUACUGACAACAUGUUGUGCUCCGGUGUGCUCGAUGUCGGCGGCCGCGACCAAUGCCAGGGAGACUCUGGCGGUCCUCUGAUGUACAAUGGCAUUAUCGUCGGUAUUUGCUCUUGGGGAGAAAGAUGUGCCUUGGCUCGCUACCCUGGUGUCAACGUUCGUGUAUCCCGUUUUAUUACUUGGAUGCAAAACAAUGUAUAA
This is a messenger RNA of Nymphalis io (European peacock), 781 nucleotides long. Its product is annotated as trypsin, alkaline A-like. Bases 8 to 781 code for a protein of 257 amino acids. NCBI's taxonomy places the organism in Eukaryota, Metazoa, Arthropoda, Insecta, Lepidoptera, Nymphalidae. The transcript has 4 exons. The record is from RefSeq and is a predicted model, not a curated record. Gene Ontology annotation, biological process: proteolysis. Gene Ontology annotation, molecular function: serine-type endopeptidase activity.